AUGGGAUCAGCGGCCCCAGCGGCAAGCGCAUCUCCACAAAUUCCCCAUCAAUCCCAUGCCCUUCAGGACGAGAGCUUCGAGGCAGCUGAACUGGCCUUCAGACGCGUGGAUCCUGAGGUCAGUCGCCUGCCAGAGCGGAGCUGGACCCUGGCACCGCCCCGUGAGCUGUGGAUCUACCAACGGAUGAAGGCCUACGAUGCGGACGGGUGGGCAAGGCGCUUCGGAAGGAGCACUGGAGGUGAGAAGGGCGAGGUCGAGGUUGGCUCUGCGGCCACGUACCAUGAUGAUGGUGCAACUCAGCUCCCUCCCCUCAGUUGA
Messenger RNA from Cladocopium goreaui, 318 nucleotides. The record is from the annotation of a GenBank genome assembly. Lineage: Eukaryota; Dinophyceae; Suessiales; Symbiodiniaceae.